Molecule: messenger RNA, 2628 nt
Organism: Clonostachys solani
Lineage: Eukaryota; Fungi; Ascomycota; Sordariomycetes; Hypocreales; Bionectriaceae
Source: the annotation of a GenBank genome assembly
AUGCGGUUCUACCAGCUACUCGUCACGGCAUUGGUGCCGCUCAGUCUUGCGGCUCAUGACACGCCCAAGACCGUCCCACGGACUGAGCUGGAGCUCGUCGAGCUCCUGUCAAAGCACAAUCUCGCGCUCGUUCCUCGAUCGGAACUCACAGAUGCGCUGAAAGAGUUCAACGUGUUACUCAAAAGCAACCAGCUGCACCGGUCGCCAGUUUUGAUCAAGCGCCAAAAUAAUAGCACGACCAGCUCAGACUCCAGCGGACUUCUCUCAAUCCCUGGCCUAGACGAUCUUGGCAAUGCCAUCAGCGGUCUCAUCAGCACCCUGGGAGAUCUGCCGGGCCUGCUGAAAGCGCUCCAGGGCUUGCUCACAUCUGAGUUCCUUCAAGCGUUUCAUGAUGCCAUGGUCUACCUCGCUGCAACCUUGAAGCCGCCCGCUCCCGACCAGAUCAGGACGCUUCUCGACUUAGUAUCCAAAUUGAACCUCGAAGGUCUCGUCAAUGAGAUUUCAGACAUCGAUCUUCCAGGCAUCGUCAACAAAGUGCUAAAGCUUCUAACGGACGGAAACCUCAACAAUAUUGACACUUUACUGUCGAAUGGUGCCGCCCUUCUGACAUCGAGCUUUGUCAAUGAGACCCAGUCACUUAUCGGCAACGUUUCACCCUUGCUCACUGAGCUGUCACCCUUGAUCAAGAAGAUUGUAGGGCUUGACCUCAAUGGCAUUCUAGACGCCUUGGGUCCUUUACUAAAGAAGGAUGCGAUUGAAGGCGUUGUCGAGUUGGUUGACAGCGCGCAGUCCUUGCUCUCGCCCACCUUUGUCAACCAAACUCAGUCCCUUGUUGCCGAUGUAUCACCUCUGCUAGGCGACCUGAAGCCUUUGCUCCAAAAGCUUACAGACCUUGAUCUCAAUGGAGUCCUUGAUGCGUUAGAUCCGUUGCUCAAGAAAGACUCAAUCGAGGAUAUUGUUUCCUUGGUCAAGAACGCUGGAGCCCUACUAUCACCUCACUUUGUCAACCAAACACAAUCCCUCAUCGAGAACAUUGGCCCUAUUCUCGUUGACAUCUCACCACUCCUCAAAGAUCUUACGAAGCUUGACCUUGAGGGACUUUUGCAAGCACUUCAGCCACUACUUACCGAGGACUCGGUCAAAGGAAUUGUGAGCCUCGUGAAGAAUGCCGGCGAUCUCUUGACCGCGGAUUUCGUCGAUGAGAUUCAAAAACUCAUCAAAGAGAUUGCACCCGUACUCUCGGAUCUCUCUCCGUUCCUAAAAGAGCUCAUAAAAUUAAAUUUUGAAGAAAUCCUAACAGCAGUGAAGCCGCUUCUCACAGGGGACUCGAUUGACGGUAUUGUGAGCCUGCUGAACAACGCAGAGGACCUCUUGACGCCCAAAUUUGUCAACCAAACGCAAGCCCUCAUCGGUAGCUCUUCACCAUUGCUUGACAAGCUUUCUGGUGUUGACAUUGAGGGAGCAUUAGAUGCCUUGAGCCCUAUUCUCAACAAGGAGAAUAUACAGGGGCUCGUGGGGCUUUUGAAGAAUGCAGAGUCACUCUUGACGAAAGACAUUGUCGAGAGCAUCAAGUCGCUACUGUCAAGCGCUGCGCCAUUAAUCGAUAAGCUCUCUGACAUCGAUCUGACGGGAGUCCUCGAUGCCCUUGGGCCAAUUUUGACCAAGACUUCUAUUCAAGGCAUUGUUGGGCUCUUGGACAAUGCCGAGUCUUUGUUGACAAAGGAUGUGGUCAACAGCAUCAAGUCACUACUGACAAGCGCUUCUCCGUUGAUCAACAACCUUUCAGACAUCGACCUUCAGGGAGUGUUGAGCGCGCUGUCACCUCUCCUGACCAAGGAGUCUAUCAACGGUCUACUCAAGCUCCUGGAUAACGCCGAGUCGUUGCUAACAGAAGAUGUUGUCAAGAGCAUUAAGUCUCUCCUGAUAAAUGCAAGUCCGCUCAUCGCCAGCUUAGGCGGCCUCGACCUGCCAGGCGUUCUUGAGGCAUUAGCGCCACUCCUGACCAAAAACUCGAUCAAAGGUCUGGUAACGCUUCUUGGCAAUGCCCAAAAUCUCUUGAUGGCAGACUUUGUGUCUCAAGUCAAGUCCCUCAUUUCAAAGGCCGCCCCGCUUCUCGAAGGUCUCGAUAAGGCUGGCCUGCUGGGCUUGCUUGAUCAAGUUGGCCCACUAUUGAGUGAGAUCAGCAAAUUGGAUCUCGCCAGUUUGCUGAGCGCCGUGAGCCCGCUGCUUACCACGGAAUCAAUUACUGGCAUCAUUGGCCUUCUCGGCAAUGCUGAAGAUCUUCUCAACGAAAGUUUCGUUUCACAAACGAAGUCUCUAAUCUCAAAUGCCUCGCCACUUCUUGCCAGCCUGAGUGAUGCUGGCCUGGCCGAGCUGCUUGGCCAGGCUGGCCCGCUCCUCGAGGAGAUCAGCAAGUUGAAUCUCGCCAGUUUGCUGAGCGCCGUGAGCCCGCUGCUCACCGAGGAAUCAAUCAAUGGCAUCAUUGGCCUUCUCGGCAAUGCCGAGUCCCUUCUGAGUCAGACAUUUGUGUCUCAAGUGGGAGAGCUCAUUGGGGACGCGACACCUCUCGUCGCGACUGUUGCGGACCUUGUCCAUGCCGUGCUUAAGCAGUUGAUGGGUAGAACAUAA